GAGCGAUCACACUGGUGUAUCUGUUACGUAGCGAUAAAACUAUUUAAAGUCGCAAAACCGGGAACACAGAAGAAUUACGACGUGCCGUGACAGUCGAUUAACCUAAAUUUUUCGACAGUCUGAUCUACAAGAAUCUAGAUGUCUCUAAAACCUUCUACCUUCUGGACAGAUCUGGAAACUGUCUGCCAUAUUCUGAAUCAAACUUUGGGGCGUCUAACCUACCCGGAAAUUCUAAACCCAAGAAUCAUGGGCAUGCAAAAAUGUGAUUUGCCACUGCGAAAAAGAAAGUUAUUUUCUCCCGUGGAGUAUCACAGGCCGUCGUGUGAUCUGCUGUUCAAAGGCGAUCGUGGUGCUUCGACUGUGAUGGCCGAUAAAAACAAUUUUCGAGUGGACUUGGACGUGCAGCAUUUCGCACCGGAAGAAAUUAAUGUUAAAAUCGUCGACUCUUAUGUGAUUGUCGAGGCGAAGCACGAAGAGAAGGAAGACGAGUACGGUUGGAUUUCUAGAGAGUUCACGAGAAAGUAUAUCAUUCCGAAACAGUGUGAUAUCGAACAAGUUUCUUCGAAACUUUCGUCCGAUGGUGUUCUUUCGAUCAUCGUACCACAAAUAGAAAAGAUCGAUUCGGGUCUUCUCGAAUACUUGUUGGCAGUACCCCCACCACUCCCUACUACACAGCGAAUCGUAUAAAGCGAACUGCGUGGUUGCCGACAGUUGAUUCACGUGCGAG
Molecule: messenger RNA, 727 nt
Organism: Eufriesea mexicana
Lineage: Eukaryota; Metazoa; Arthropoda; Insecta; Hymenoptera; Apidae
Product: alpha-crystallin A chain
Exons: 2
Coding region: 139-687 (182 amino acids)
Biological process (GO): response to heat; protein refolding
Cellular component (GO): cytoplasm; nucleus
Source: RefSeq, a predicted model, not a curated record